Molecule: messenger RNA, 957 nt
Organism: Euleptes europaea (tarantolino)
Lineage: Eukaryota; Metazoa; Chordata; Lepidosauria; Squamata; Sphaerodactylidae
Product: olfactory receptor 52D1-like
Exons: 2
Coding region: 1-957 (318 amino acids)
Biological process (GO): G protein-coupled receptor signaling pathway
Cellular component (GO): membrane
Molecular function (GO): olfactory receptor activity; G protein-coupled receptor activity
Source: RefSeq, a predicted model, not a curated record
AUGGGCGCUGCUGUCAACAUCAGCACCCAGCUUGGUUCCUCCUCCUUCUUCCUUCUGGGGCUUCCAGGGCUGGAGAGUGAGCAGGUCUGGAUCUCCGUUCCCUUCUUCUUCAUCUACCUCAUGGCUCUCCUGGGCAACGCCACCCUGCUGUGGAUCAUCUGGACAGAGUCCAGCCUGCACAAGCCCAUGUAUCUCUUCCUUUCCAUGCUGGCGUUGACGGACAUGGCCUUGCCUACCUGCGUCGUCCCCAAGAUGCUGAGCAUCUUCUGGAUGGGGCCCCAAGAAAUCAACUUUGCCGCCUGCUUGGUGCAGAUGUUCAUGAUCCACUCACUCUGUGCGGUGGAGUCUGGGACGCUCACUGCCAUGGCUUAUGACCGAUACGUGGCCAUCCGCGCCCCACUCAGCUACACUUCACUGCUGACCGCUAACACUGUGGCUAAGCUGGGGGCGGCCAUUGCUAUGCGAGCCCUGGUGAUUGUCCUGCCUUUCCCUUUUCUAGUGAAGAGGCUGCCCUUCUGCCGCUCCCACCUCAUCUCGCACUCCUACUGUGAGCACAUGGCCCUGGUUAAACUGGCAUGUGGAGACACCACCCCCAACAACCUCUACGGGCUGAUUCUCUCCCUUGUCAUCGCUGGCAGUGACUUGUUCUUCAUCUUCGUCUCCUACGGGCUGAUCUUGCACGCUGUCUUCCGCUUGCCCUCGCUGGAAGCCCGGCACAAAGCCCUGGGCACCUGCGGGGCCCACGUGGGGGUCAUUGUGAUUCUCUACACUCCUGGACUGUUUUCUUUCCUCUGCCACCGCUUUGGCCACAACAUCCCCCACCACGUUCACAUCUUCCUUGCCAAUGUUUAUCUGGUGGUCCCAGCCAUGCUCAACCCCAUUGUCUAUGGCGCCAAGACCAAGGAGAUCCGUGACCGGGUGUUGGGGGCACUUCAAAUAAGAAAGAACGUCCUGUAG